AUGGUCGAUCAAACCAUAACCGUAAUGACCCGUUCGGCAACAGAUGUGCCAACAACGGCAACCACCGCCAUAUCAACUCCGGCAGUACGCAGCACUACCACAACGGUGACAACAUCUCCAUCGACCGCCUCCGCAUCCCCACGUCAAAAUGAUGAAGUUACGCGCGGUAUUUAUAACCUAAAGAUGGUGUUUUUCGUGUUGUUGCUGCCAUUGGUGUUGUUUGCCGUUUUUCUAAAACAUUUAUUGGAUUACCUGUUCGGUUUGGGUCUCAAGGAGAAAGAUGUUAUGGGCAAAGUGGCAUUGGUCACUGGUGGCGGCAGCGGUUUGGGUCGUGAAAUUGCCCUGGAAUUGGCCCGUAAAGGCUGCAAAUUAGCCGUGGUGGAUGUCAACUCAAAAGGAUGCUACGAAACCGUUGAUAUGAUAACCAAAAUCCCACAUAGUGUUGCCAAAGCAUAUAAGACUGAUGUUUCAUCACCGCGUGAAUUGCAACUGAUGGCCGUUAAAAUUGAAAAGGAAUUGGGACCGGUGGACAUUCUAGUUAACAAUGCCUCAUUGAUGCCAAUGACAUCGACACCACAGCUGAAGAGCGAUGAAAUCGAAAAAAUCAUCACCGUUAAUUUGGGCUCUUACAUUAUGACUUCCAAGGAAUUCUUACCAAAAAUGGUUCAACGUCAAUCCGGCCAUGUUGUUGCAGUGGCAGCUUUGUCUGGUUUGGUGCCACUACCCGGUGCCGGAAUUUACACAGCCACCAAAUAUGGUAUAUUGGGUUUUAUGGAAGCUUUAAGAUGUGAAUUGCGUGAAUCGAAUUGUGAUUUUAUACGGACGACGGUGGCCAAUACGUAUUUCAUGAAAACCAGUGGUGAUUUACAUUUACUCAGCGAUGCAGGCAUCUCGAGUAGUUAUCCUGGCUUACCCACAGCAUAUGUGGCCGAGAAAAUUGUCCGUGGCAUGCUGCUCAAUGAGCGUAUGGUGUACGUGCCAAAAAUAUUUGCAUUAAGUGUCUGGUUGCUCAGAUUGCUACCCACCAAAUGGCAGGAUUAUAUGCUGUUGCGUUUCUACAAAUUCGAUGAACGCAGUAAACAUUUGUUCCUUUGGAAAUGA
Molecule: messenger RNA, 1101 nt
Organism: Musca vetustissima
Lineage: Eukaryota; Metazoa; Arthropoda; Insecta; Diptera; Muscidae
Product: estradiol 17-beta-dehydrogenase 11
Exons: 7
Coding region: 1-1101 (366 amino acids)
Cellular component (GO): lipid droplet
Molecular function (GO): oxidoreductase activity, acting on the CH-OH group of donors, NAD or NADP as acceptor
Source: RefSeq, a predicted model, not a curated record